AUGCAUUGUAGGAGCAGUGCUUGGACAAAGAAAGACAAGAAGCUACAUGUGAUCUAUUAUGCCAGCAGAACGCUUGAUGAGGCACAAUGCAAGUAUGCCACAACAGAAAAGGAGCUUCUAGCUAUUGUCUUUGCAUUUGAGAAGUUUCGAUCAUACUUGGUGGGAUCGAAAGUUAUAGUUCAUUCUGAUCAUGCAGCAUUAAGGUAUCUCUUAUCUAAGAAAGAUGCCAAGCCAAGAUUGCUGAGAUGGAUACUACUAUUGCAAGAAUUUGAUCUUGAGAUCAAGGAUAGAAGAGGAGCAGAUAAUGGAGUAGCUGAUCACCUUUCAAGGAUGAGAGUUGAAGAAAAUCUACCUCUUGAUGAUAGGCUACCUGAAGAAACAGUUUAUGCAGCUGAAGCUAGCAAUAAGCAUGGACAACUAAGCCAUCACAGGCCAGGAACAAAGAUCUCAUCAUCAAACACACCAUGGUUUCGCCACAUAGCAAACUUCCUUGCAGCUGAAUACCCACCACCAAACUUCUUUGGCUACAGAAAGAAGAAAUUUCUGCGUGAUGUAAGAAGGUACUACUGGGAUGAACCUUACUUAUACAAGAAAUGUUCAGAUGGAAUGUUUAGAAGAUGCAUCCCUGAGGAAGAAGUAGAAGGAAUAUUGUUUGCUUGUCAUAGUUCUAGCUAUGCAGGCCACUUUGCCACUUACAAGACAGUAUCCAAGGUUCUACAAGCUGGAUUUUGGUGGCCAACUAUGUUUAAGGAUGCUCAUGCAUUCAUAUCAAGAUGUGAUGCUUGCCAAAGAAUGGGAAAUAUAAGCAAGAGGAAUGAGAUGCCACAGAACUUUAUACUAGAAGUUGAAGUUUUUGAUGUUUGGGGCAUUGACUUUAUGGGACCCUUCCCAACCUCUUUUGGCGACCAAUACAUUCUAGUGGCAGUUGAUUAUGUCUCCAAAUGGGUGGAAGCCAUCGCCAGCCCUACUAAUGAUGCACAAGUGGUCAUCAAGAUGUUUAAAUCCAUCAUUUUCCAAGGUUUGGAGUGCCUAGGAUAG
This is a messenger RNA of Microthlaspi erraticum, 1038 nucleotides long. The record is from the annotation of a GenBank genome assembly. Lineage: Eukaryota; Viridiplantae; Streptophyta; Magnoliopsida; Brassicales; Brassicaceae.